This is a messenger RNA of Oxyura jamaicensis (ruddy duck), 8057 nucleotides long. It is a transcript of the gene PARD3B, whose product is annotated as par-3 family cell polarity regulator beta. Gene Ontology annotation, molecular function: protein binding; phosphatidylinositol binding. The record is from RefSeq and is a predicted model, not a curated record. NCBI's taxonomy places the organism in Eukaryota, Metazoa, Chordata, Aves, Anseriformes, Anatidae. Bases 76 to 3681 code for a protein of 1201 amino acids. Gene Ontology annotation, biological process: cell adhesion; intracellular protein localization; establishment or maintenance of epithelial cell apical/basal polarity. The transcript is spliced from 24 exons. Gene Ontology annotation, cellular component: cell cortex; adherens junction; apical plasma membrane.
GCCAGGCACCUGCGGCGGGCCGGGCCGCGGAGCGGUGCGGGGCCGGUGCCGUGCCGGGCAUGGCGGCGCGCUGAGAUGAAAGUGACCGUGGUCUUCGGGCGGACCGGGAUCGUGGUGCCCUGCAAGGACGGGCAGCUCCGCGUGCGCGACCUCACGCAGCAGGCCCUGCAGCGCUACCGCCGGGCGCAGGAGAAGGAUUCAACUUACUGGGUAAAUAUUCACCACCUGGAGUACACAGAUGGAGGAAUCCUGGACCCUGAUGAUGUCCUGGCAGACGUUGUGGAAGACAAAGAUAAGCUGAUUGCUGUUUAUGAUGAGGAAGAACCUCACUGUAAGAGUGAUGGCACCAACGGCAGUGUGGCAGACAGAAGUAGCCCAGACCCUUUUGAGGCAGAGGUAGCGGCUCAGUUGGCUGCCUUUCAACCGAUUGGGGGUGAGAUUGAAGUGACUCCUUCUGCCCUAAAACUGGGCAUGCCGCUUCUGGUACGAAGGAGCAGUGAUCCAGCUUUGGGCCCCCCUGCUGACUUUCACCCAAGUGCUUCUCAUCCCAGUGACCACAGUCUCAAACAUGUUACAGCGGGUGCUUCCCAGGGAUCCUUUGAGGAUGGGGAGAUGAACCUCAGUGGACCUACAGAACUGUUGUCAUCUCAGAGGACCCGGCUCCCUGUCAGUGAAAUGACAAAAACAGUGGAGAUUUCUGGGGAAGGUGGACCCUUGGGAAUACACGUAGUGCCCUUUUUUUCAUCUUUGAGUGGAAGGAUGCUGGGACUCUUUAUCCGUGGUAUUGAAGAAAAUAGUAGAUCUAGGCGUGAUGGACUUUUCCAUGAAAAUGAAUGCAUUGUGAAGAUCAACCACGUGGACCUCAUAGAUAAAACCUUUGCACAGGCUCAGGACAUCUUCCGUCAGGCAAUGAAAUUUCAAAGUGUCAUCUUGGAAGUCCUUCCUCCAUAUAAUCGAGAACAGUAUGAAAAGUCUGCUAUUGCUCCCCUUUGUUUUCUGCAUAAUGAAGAAGAAGUUCCAAAAACAAAGAUUCCACCUCCUGUUCAUCCAAAACCUACUCUGAAACCGGUUAAUCUUUCUGGAGCAGGCAGCUUGGAGGCAGGUGUACAGUCAACACUACAACAAGCUAAGAGCCCCAACCUCCCACGUCUGAGUAGAAAAUCAUCUUCACCCUCCAUGUCUCCCCUUAUGGGCUUUGGCAAUAAAAAAAAUGCGAAGAAAAUAAAGAUAGACUUGAAAAAAGGUCCAGAAGGACUUGGUUUCACUGUUGUUACCAGAGAGUCUUCAGUACAUGGUCCCGGUCCUAUUUUUGUGAAGAAUAUUUUACCAAAAGGUGCAGCAGUAAAAGAUGGUCGUUUGCAGUCAGGCGACAGAAUCCUGGAGGUGAAUGGACGGGACAUCACUGGCAGGACGCAAGAAGAGCUUGUAGCUAUGCUGAGGAGCACAAAGCAAGGGGAAACAGUCUGUCUAAUCGUGGCUCGUCAGGAGGAGGCCUUUCUACCUCGAGAGCUGAAAGGAGAGCCAAACUGCAGUGUUCUUUCUCCAGAAACCACAGAGCAGCUGACCUUUGAGAUUCCUCUGAAUGAUUCUGGCUCUGCUGGACUUGGUGUGAGCUUAAAAGGCAACAAAUCUCGGGAGACCGGAGCUGAUCUUGGGAUUUUCAUCAAGUCUGUUAUUCAUGGAGGUGCUGCUUUUAAGGAUGGUCGUUUGCGAGUAAAUGAUCAGCUUGUUGCAGUAAAUGGGGAGUCACUUCUGGGCAAGUCCAAUCACGAGGCCAUGGAGACACUGAGGCGUUCCAUGUCCAUGGAGGGGAACAUUCGUGGAAGGAUCCAGCUAGUAGUUCUUCGGAGACUAGAGGCACAGACAGAGGACCGCCUGGACCAGGGGGCUUUUAAAAAAUCAGCAUUUGAUGGGAGUCAUAACUUUGCAGCUGUUUCCCGACGCAAUGAUACUAUUCUUCAGCAAUUUGUAACAUGCAGUCCUCAGGAAAGAAUACAAGAGUUGCCAGUGUCUGAUCAUGGCAGUGGUGAAAAUGAAACCCCUCCACCUCUACCACCACAUCCCACAGAGGAUUUGCUGAACGAGGAUUAUAAUCAUAGCCCAAUCAUAAAUUCAGCAAUGUAUUUAACAGAUCAGCACAUCAACUUCAGAUCUUUGACACCAGCCAAGCAGUCUGAAUCAAUUAAUCUGAAAGCCUCAAAAAGCAUGGAUCUGGUGGCAGAUGAAAGCAAAGUUGGUUCAUUGGCUGGAUGCAAAUCAGACUCUUCCAGCAAGGAUUUUGGCCCUACUCUGGGACUGAAGAAGUCCAGUUCUCUUGAGAGUCUUCAGACUGCUGUGGCUGAAGUUAGGAAGAAUGAACUCCCUUUUCACAGACCCAGGCCUCAUGUGGUCCGUGGUCGGGGGUGUAAUGAGAGUUUCCGAGCUGCCAUCGACAAGUCUUAUGAUGGACCGGAGGAUAUAGAAGAGGAUGGUUUUUCUGAUAAGAGCUCUCACUCUGGUCAAGAAGCUCAGAACAUGGAAUCUGCCCCUCCAGGGAACCCUGAAAUAGAAGAUGUAGAAACCAAAGCAAAAAAAGACAAAAAAAAUAGAGAGAAAGAAAAGAAAAAAGAGAAGGGCAAACCUAAAAUCAAAGAGAAGAAACGGAAAGAAGAAAAUGAAGAUCCUGAAAAGAAAAAGAAGAAAGGCUUUGGUGUCAUGUUGAGAUUUGGAAAGAAAAAGGAAGAUAAAAGUGGGAAAACAGAUCAGAAGGGGAAUCCAAAGCAUGAUGUACUUAAAGAAGAGGAGUUGGAGAAAAUGAAAGAUGAACGUGAAAGGAUUGGUGCAAAGCAUCAGGAGUUACGGCAAAAGCAACUGAGAGGCCUGCUUGAUUAUUCCACUGGUCCUGGAGGACCUGACAUUGAUGAUGAUGAGGUGGAUCCAAAUUAUGCUAGAGUGAAUCACUUCCGAGAGGCUUAUCCAGCAGCGAGCAUUUACAGGCCAUCAUCACCAGCAGUAGCAGAAACCUUUGUAUAUCCACGUGAUUCUGCUUCAGCACCAAUGGAGAGGGAGCACUUGGAAGGAUUGUAUGCAAAAAUAAACAAGCAGCACUACCCACAAGCUCCUGGUGACAGUGGCUGUGCAGGUGGUGGGAAUGCUGAUCGUAUCCAGAAGUUACGUAGGGAGUACCAUCAGGCCAGGCGAGAGGGCUUACCUUUCUAUGAGGACGACGAAGGAAGAACACAGCCGUCUGAUUACGACCAGCAUUGGGUUCCUGGAAAAGGUCCAGACGGGAGCUCAUACAAUCUCCACUUUGAAGGGAUGGAAAGGCAGUAUGCAUCUUUACCCAGGCGUGGACCUGCAGAACCACUGGAAUAUUUAACAGGACCACGAGUAAUAUACAAAGAGAGAGAUCUUCCCUACUACCAAGGAGGACAGCCUGCUGUCCACCCAUCUAAGGGGAGCUACAUCCGCGCACCAGACAUGAGAGUGGCAGAAUUGAGGUACCCCCAGUACUACCCACCCCAGCCCGUUGCAAACCAGCAUAAAGGACCCCUCCGCCAGGACGUGCCACCUUCCCCUCCUCAGCCCCACCGUGCACCAGCUUAUAAUGAAAUUGUCCGACACCGUGGGACCAGUCCAGACCAGUACCAGUACAGGCAACAGGAUCCCAGGCAGAAGAACCCCAUGACAGCAGCUGUAUAGCCACACACUGGACUUGCCAGCACAGCCCGGGAGGGCUCCCGUUGGACCUCGGCUUUUUAGAGUUGUUCCAAGCAUGGCUGCCUGUAAGAAUGGCAUUAGACCUGGAGUCGUUUGUACUGAGCUGGGCUCAGCAUAGGUGCUUUCUAACAGGCGAACUAAAGCCACGGGAGGUACGAUGUGUUUUGAGUACAUGAGGUACCAGACAGUUGAGUGUUUUUUUAAUUCCUUUUUAAAAAUAGAAAGUGGCUGCUGGAAAUGAAGCGCAACACUUAUUACACCUCAGGGCUAUUUACCGAAUCCGGUUGCACCUAUGCAGUACACAGCUGCCUGUGUACCGCAUAAGGGCAGCGGUGUCACCGGAGUUUACUUCAGAGCACUGUUGCAGAGCCUUUAAGUGAGAACACAGCAUGCAGUGCGGACUUCUUGCGGAGCUGGGGAUCUUGUGUAAUCAAUCAGCUGACCAGGGGCCUCGUGGAGUUAGCGGGCACGUUCCAGGCUUGUUCAGACCAGCAGCUCUGUGUGUUAAGGAUGCUGCAGUUCCAGAUAUGUAAUCUGGCCUCUGUCUUCCUCUUUCUAUUUGAUGGUGGCAGCAAUUCAUCUUGUAGCCUUCAUUUUUCUGCAGUUUGCGUAGCAAGAUUCUCCUCUUAUUGUACCAGCUGCAUUUGGAGUAAGGCAAAAAGUUUUAUCCACCAGGCUUGAGCAGGCUCGCGGAGGACAAGGCAGCCAGCCAUCUGAGAGGUGUGUGUCUGUGAACGUGUCUUAGUUGCACAGUAUGCACUCUUUAAAUGUAAACCCCAGAGAUCAGAUCCUCAGUUGUUCUCAGCAAGUGUCACUCUCAAGUUUUCAGUGGAGCUAGCCUGUAAGAAGUGUCUGUGGAGGUGACCGCAGGCAUGGAGUCCAUAACUCACAUUAAGUAUCAGGUGCUGCUUUGGCUCAGGCAGGGCAGCCCCGUUCCCAGCCCGCUCUGGCCAGGAAGACAGCCAAGUGCCUACCAGCGGCGUGCGAGUCGAUCAAGUGCCUGCGCCCUGCCCUUGCCAGCCUGCUGCCAUGGGAAGGCGCCUGUCAGAGCGGGGCUGCCGGCUGCCUCCACAGAGAAGCUCAGCCUCAGGCGGUGCCACGUGCCAAACUACUCCAGUUCCUGCAGUCGGGGGCCAGCAGGGAGAGAGGCUUUUCGCAGAGAGAGGUGAGGAAAAAAAAUGAGGAAAGCAACAGGGAGAGCUUUGAAACCUUAGGGCCGCGGAGGAAGAGGAGGGAAUAGCUGUAAGCAGUGAGUUAUUUGCAAGAGUACAUGGGAAGAGAGGAAGUAGGAGGUGGGUGGGUGGGGAGCUGGGGGCACACAAUGCUGGGGCACCUGCCUGACUCUUUGGCCCGUGCAGCCUGAGCUCGCUGUGCAGCCAGCCUGCAAGGAGGCCAGAAAUACACGACAGCAGCCACAGAGACAUGCUACCUGGCCCAACAGGGCUGGGGGCCCUCAGAGGUUUGUCCCAAGGAUGUUGUUGCAGGGAAACCAUGCAGUCUUGCCACCUAGCAAUAUGAAGUUGCCAAGUGCCCUUAAUUCCUCAACUUCUGUCUUUUGGGAGUGUUAUUAAAUAGUUUGGGCUCCUCUCCUCAUCAGGGAGAGAAUGUGACCUAAGCUAAGGAUUAAGUGCAAGGAUUUCUUUGAUGUCUUUUUGACACCUUUGGUAUGCAACAGAUUAAAUCACAUAGGUCACUUCUAGGUGUUAGAUAUCACAGGAAGAUCUAUCCUGCCAGGAGCGGGCCCCUUUACUAGAAAUCCCUGGGAAAAGGCCUCGUAAUAGUAAGACAUCUGUAAGGCGCAUGGCAGGGCAGCUUUGUGUGCUGCUGCUUUCCAGGGGCCACAGCCGCAGCUAAUGGCCGUGAUGAGGGUGAGCAAUUAUCCCUGUCAGCCUGUUGCUUGUGUGCUGCCAGCGCCAGGAAGAGUCUGGGAGCAUCUGCAUCCGCCCUGCUGGCCCGUGGGCUCCUGAAGUUGCAUUCACACUGACCUUUCUCCACCAUGCAGGCUGGAAGCAGCGGGAGAAGCAGCUUUGGGGUGGUGAGAAGGGGGGUGUCUCUGUGACUCAGAUGCGGGGCUGGGCUCCCUGGGGCAGGGGCAGGCGAGCUCUAGAUCCAGUCAGGAGGAAGCAUCGGUGGGAGGGAGAGGAAUGCAACCGAUCAUGAAGCAAGUAUGUUCGGUUCUUGCUCCAUUUCUUUCUGCCCUCUUCCCUAGAAAUGUAGGAGAGAAAACCUCUGGAGGGAGAGGUUGGAUGUAAAGCUGGGUGUCUCGCAGUACCCUCCAUAAAUAAGGCACAUUCCCCAAGGAAACUCUGCCUGUCGCAUACGUGCUGUACGCAGCCUUGUACUUCUCUAAAAGAGUUUUAGAUGCUGUAGGAUACUCAGCCAGGACUUGGCAGCCACAGGGUAGAUGCUGGUGUUAUGAAGCCCUGCUGAAAGUGAAGCGAAAACAAAUUAAAAUACUUUCCUUUCCCUGCUUGAAAUAUAACCCCUGAUACAUUUGAUCCAGCUGUAAAGAAACUAAUAUGUUUGCGACAGUGGCUUUAUCAAGCCAGGCCACAAUUAAGAACAGCUCUGAAUAUAAGCUACUGCCUUUAUAAAUCACUCUCAACUAACCCUUCAAAUGGCAUUGCAGCACAGUGAGCAGAACUUAUUUACAGUAUUUCAAGAGCUAGGGCCAAAUAAAAUCUGGAUGGAAACAGCUCCUGGGUUAUUUAUAGCCUUUGAAGGACCUGCACAAUUGUCUCCCCGUAACCUGAAUCUUCCCUUAACAGCUCCCCUUGACUGCAUCAGCUCCGCUCAGUUGAGGCGGUCACAACAAACCAACAACUUCUGAGCUGUUAAUCUUACCCAACAGGUUAUUAAGUGAUGCUUCGGCUGUUAGAUCAGUACAGAGCUUCUUCCUUCUGAAGAAAAAAUAAAAAAUAGCUACAAGCAUAAUAUAUGGAUGCAUCCUACAGACGAGGAGCUAAGGAGGAAGAGCAGGCUGGGGGAACAAGACCAAAAGGUAUCGCAGAGCAUCUCCUCAAUCUCUGGUGCCAUUGUUCUGAGAGAAAAUUGCCAUUUGCUGGUUUAAUAUCUGAUAGAGGUAUUUUCAAAAGUAUAAUGUGUAACUACAGUAUAUAUAGUCAGCUUCUCUGCAGUGUAAAAUGUAUGAUUUUAGCACCAUAUUGUGGAAAAAUAUGUACCGUGCAGAAUUCACGAGGUGCUACAACUGACGGUUGAAAAUACACACUUGCAAAAAUCCAAAAGAGCCGUUAAGUAACAAGUUGUUCUUUUCCCCAUAUGUCCAUAUGUUUGGGAAAAUUAUGAGUCUGAAAUGCUCUUGACACGUAAUUGCCUCGCACUCCCUCAUCCAAAAUGUGCCAGUCCAGCAGCACAGUUCCUGACGUAGGGGGUGUGAAGGGAGGGCUGGGGCUUGCGGCAGGAGCGGCGUGCCAUAAGUGUGCGUGUGAAGGGGAGUCAGGGCGAGGGGGAGAGGCACGCUCCUGCCUGAAGCUGGAAGCUUUGAUUUCCUGAGCUGGUGCGUGCAGCCGGCAGCUCUGGCCCUGGCACGUGGCCAGCCGGGCCCAGCAGUUGAAAGAUGAAGAUAUACGGGGAGAGCCUGUGGAUUUUCUGAGUGACCACCCACUAGUGACCCCUGGUCUCGGCCUGGGAGCAGACAUUAUCACUGUGAUAUAAUAUAAGGCAGGAGUCUCUAGGCACCCCUUGAAUGCUUAAGGAAAUAGCAAUUGUCCUUUGUGGAGAAAAGAGGAACUAAGCAUUUUAAUUAAAUAAAAAAGUGCUCCUGCCUUGAAGAAUUGCAUGCAGCUCUGCAUUCCGAUUCACUCCAGCUUCCUGAACUAGAAAUAACUUCACAUGCUGCCUAAUUUUUUUACAGAUGAAUUGUGCUACCUCCUCCUCCCAGCCAUCACAGGUUUGUUUAUGAGAAGGUUAGUGCUGUGAGUGAAUCCCACCAAGUGCUCUGCCAGGGCCACAUCCUGAUGCUCUGGUCUGAGCAGGGGCUGCUUUGCACUUUCAAAAGGCCCUACACCUGUGCUCUCUGCCACAGUUGUUCUGCAGAGUCACUAAGCCUUAAGUGCAAAGUUAGAAGCACUCUUUACUGUCUGAAUUAAAACACACACUUUUUUAGACACUUCUGUGUUAUUUUGGUGGAGAGGAAGGUGUUUAUGGUCCUGACAAUACCUGUAUGUUUAAGCGAAACUGAUUUCAAAAUCAUGUGUGAUUGUUUUGGGGAGAAAUUCAACACACAAUCUGAGAGUUUUUUUCUAGUACCACAUCAAAGAUUUUGAUCUUUUGUUACAUAUGGCUAUACAAAUUUUACCUGUUUUAUUUUGCAAUAAAAUAAAGGCUUUAAGACUAUA